UACGACCGACCACUUACAUCAUUCGAAUGCAAAAGACAAAUCAAUCGAAGCCGAAGUAACGAGUAAUCUUAAAAGACAAUUUCAACUGAGUGCGUAACAACCCCCUAGGGUACAGCGUCCUACUUGUCUGCGUUUGAGUCCUUGUAUAAUGAACAAUACGCAUUAUAUAAAUAUAGGACGAGUCUUUUAUUUUCAACUGCCCUGACAACGUAACGGUGCAAAAGUACUGUACGACAAAAGACUCACCCUAUACAUAUCCAUUUCAAAUGUCCACAAAAAAUCUAUAAAUAAAAGACGCUUCUGACCGUGCGGUCCAUUCGAAAAAAUGAAGUCGCUCAGGUUGUGUUUUACUUUGGUAUUAUGUCAUCUGGUAGUGUUGAACGUUAAAGAAACUACUCAGGACAGUGAUGCAAGAGGCGAUGACGACGUACCCAAAGAUAUAUCGAUUUACUUCCGUAGGCCGAUUUACACGGAUGGCAGUGUGACGCCUAAAGAGGUUCAAACACAUUUGGCCUAUUUGCCCAUGUCCGCCAAAGGAAGAGCUAGAGUUGCCGUUAAUUUUGGCAGCAAACGAGGAAACCAAUUUAAAAAUUUUAUGUUGGCCAAAGAUACGUACAAAGAACCGGACCAGAUAAAAAAAGAAUCGUACAUACCAGUCAAGGUGAACGGAAAACGAGGGGAUGAAACUGUUUUUCCUGAACGUUUAGGUAUUUACACAGAUUCUAGUUACAUGGAUCCAUUUCAGAAAUGGAUAUUAUCGUCACCGUAUUAUCAAUAAUAGCAGAUGCAGCGGUCUGUUCUCAUUCAUAAUAGUUUCAUCAACGAUAAGAUAAGCAUGGUUGUAGAAAGAUUCUUCAAUUUUUGGUGUCUGCAAUUAAAUUAAAAAAUAAAUAUAGUUAAUUAACAUUAAUUAUUUUAUACCUUACAUUAUGAAAUAUAUUAGUCAUUUAACUAUUUCCAAUGGUUUUACGUGCUUUUUUAUUUUAUUAUUCCAACACUUUUACAACAUAUUUUACAGUCAUUGCACAUUAAACAAAAAUAACCUAUACAAAUUAUAGCCCAUACUUUUAUCAUAUUUUAUCGAUCCAUAUCCUAGAAAUACAUAUUUGAAAAUUCAUCAAAAAUUCAGAGUAGGUAGUAAAAAACGUAUCAAUUAAUUGUAUAUCAAUCUAUAUUUUUUUUUUGGGGGGGGGGGAAGGGGGCUAUUUAAAUACUGCGGAUUUAGCAUUUUUAAUUUUCUCAAACUUCCGCCUUCAGAGAUAAAUUAUUGUAACAUCUCUGGCCAGUCCGUUAUUGUCGACAGUUUAAAAAAUAUAGGUACUCAAGAAAGUAAAUUAUGAAAGUGAUUAUGCUUCUUUUAAUUAAAAUUGAAUUUACAAAA
Molecule: messenger RNA, 1381 nt
Organism: Adelges cooleyi (spruce gall adelgid)
Lineage: Eukaryota; Metazoa; Arthropoda; Insecta; Hemiptera; Adelgidae
Exons: 7
Coding region: 326-778 (150 amino acids)
Source: RefSeq, a predicted model, not a curated record